Messenger RNA from Lachancea lanzarotensis, 783 nucleotides. NCBI's taxonomy places the organism in Eukaryota, Fungi, Ascomycota, Saccharomycetes, Saccharomycetales, Saccharomycetaceae. The record is from the annotation of a RefSeq genome assembly.
AUGGCUUCCUGUUACUGUGGCGAUAUACAAGACUCUAUGUCUAAAAAAUCUGCUUUCAAAGAUGCCAACGAUGCGCUGGUAGCGUCGACAGAUCCGCGUCAUCCUGCUAACCUUAUUUGUUCGCUGUGCAAACUGUUCUACUACAACAACUGGGUGACCGGAACCGGCGGCGGAAUAUCUAUCAAACAUCCAGAAACUGGCCAUAUUUACAUCGCCCCCUCGGGCGUGCAAAAGGAACAAUUGAAGCCUGAACACAUGUUCGUCAUGGACCCAGUUUCUAAGGACUAUCUACGCACUCCGGAACUUUACAAGCCCAGUGCAUGCACACCCUUGUUUAUGUCUUGCUACUCGCAACGUGAUGCAGGUGCUGUGAUCCACACUCAUUCACAACAUGCAGUGAUGUGCUCUUUAAUUUUCGACAAAGAAUUCCGUAUUGCGAACAUCGAGCAGAUCAAAGCCAUUCCAAGCGGCCAAAAAGACCCCGUUACUGGAAAGGAUAUCAAUCUGUCGUUUUUCGAUACCCUGGUUAUCCCAAUCAUAGACAACACUGCUCACGAAGAAGAUUUGACGGACGGCUUGCAGGAGGCGCUAGAUAAAUACCCUACCGCAACGGCUGUCAUUGUGAGGAGACACGGGAUCUACGUGUGGGGUCCUACAGUCGACAAGGUCAAAGUUUUCAACGAGGCUAUCGACUAUUUGAUGGAGCUCGCAUGCAAAAUGCGCCAAUUGGGAAUCCCACCGGACUGUGGUAUUGGCGAGGAAAAAAAGUAUUUGAAGGGAUGA